AUGAGGGUUCCCUGGGUGCUGCUGGCUGCCGCUCUGCUCCCGCUCCCGCUCCCGCCCGGUGACGCCGCCGGGCCGCUGCCCACCCUGGCCCCGCCACUGAGCAUGGUGGUGGCCGGGCAGCGGCGGCAGCUGGUGGCCUGCGUGGUGAGCGAGCUGGCCCCCGGCUCCGGCCACGCCGUCUGGAUCGCCAGCGGGAACGGCAGCGCCCUGCAGGCCUUCACCUACGGGGCCUCGCCGGAGGAUGGCGGCACCCUCUGCACCGUCUCCCUCCUCCCCAGCGGCCCCCCGGCCCAGGAGGAGCUCGCCUGCCAUGUGGGGCCCAACAGGACCUCCCCGGCCCACAGCUCCAGCCCCAUCCGCGUUGCAGGCGAGGAGGCGGCGGCGGAGCUGUGCGCCGGCGGCACGGCCGUGUGCAAGUACGUGGCGGUGGAGCUGAAAUCCGCUUUUGAGGAGACCGGCAAGACCAAGGAGGUGAUUGACACCAAGUACGGCUUCCUGGACGGGAAGGGCUCUGCCGUCAAGUACACGCAGUCGGACAUCCGGCUCAUCGAGGUGACGGAGAACAUCUGCAAGCGGCUGUUGGAUUACAACCUGCACAAGGAGAGGAGCGGCAGUAACAGAUUCGCUAAGGGCAUGUCGGAGACGUUCGAGACCCUGCACAACCUGGUGCACAAGGGCGUCAAGGUGGUGAUGGACAUUCCCUACGAGCUGUGGAACGAGACCUCCGCUGAGGUGGCUGACCUCAAAAAGCAGUGCGACGUGCUGGUGGAGGAGUACGAGGACGUGAUCGAGGACUGGUACAGGCACCACCAGACGGAGGAUCUCUCCCAGUUUCUCUGCGCCGACCACGUGCUAAAAGGGAAGGACACGAGCUGCCUGGCCGAGAAGUGGACCGGCAAGAAGGGGGACGGGGCAAGCGUGGGGGAGAAGCGGGGCAAGAAGAGGAGCGGGAAGAAGAAGAAGAAGAAAGGCGGGAAGGAGGAGAGCGAGGGCCCCGCCAGGCUCCCGGCGGCGGGGGGGGCCCUGGAGGAGAGCGGGGUGCAGGAGGAGGCUCCGCUCACCCACAGCCCGGCCCAUGAGCUGUAG
Gavia stellata (red-throated loon) is the source of this 1086-nucleotide messenger RNA. It is a transcript of the gene CNPY3, whose product is annotated as canopy FGF signaling regulator 3. The transcript is spliced from 8 exons. Lineage: Eukaryota; Metazoa; Chordata; Aves; Gaviiformes; Gaviidae. The coding region runs from base 1 to 1086 and encodes 361 amino acids. The record is from RefSeq and is a predicted model, not a curated record.